AUGCGAUCCCACGGAGCGAUGCGGGAGAAAAUGCAGCCAAAAGGAAAACGGAUGACGUCACAAAGCGAGCCGUCAGACGGUGACAUUGACUACGUCUCCGAAGGUGGGGAGGGGCGCUACACGUCACCUAAAAAUAAAAAUAGGUUUUCAAGCCUGGUACCGCCAGAACAGCCUAAGAAAAGGGCGAUGGAGGUGCCUGAUGCCCCUAACGACAAAGAAGCCGAUGUAUUGGAGCUGGCACAAGUGCUGCAGGCAAAAAAGCAGCAAAUGGAUGCCUAUGAGGACCAGCUAAAAAAGCGCCGACAAAAAGAGGCAGCUGAGAAGGAGGACAAAAAAGUACAACGGAUCCUACAACAACAACAGCAGCAACAGGCAAAACAAAAAAAGCCUGAAACAAGGCAACAAAAACAACAACAACAGCAGCAACAACAACAGCGAAAGCCAGCUACUAAAAUCACUGGAGCGGAACAAAAAAUGAAGGCUUUACCAGCAGUGACAGGCCCACUGUCUGAGGGCCCAUUUAUUCGACAGCAGAAACAGCAACAACAGCCGCAGAAGCAGUAA
Molecule: messenger RNA, 564 nt
Organism: Eupeodes corollae
Lineage: Eukaryota; Metazoa; Arthropoda; Insecta; Diptera; Syrphidae
Exons: 3
Coding region: 1-564 (187 amino acids)
Source: RefSeq, a predicted model, not a curated record